AUGCGUACAAAUUCAGUCAGUAAAGAUCUUCAAAGUCGUAUCCUGCUUUGGUAUGAUUAUGCAUGGUCAAAAGGAAGUGGAGGUGGUCAAGAUAUCAAUUCGUUAGGCAUGCUACCGGAUAAACUGAAAACAGAGCUUGCAUUAAAUGUGAAUUUAGAAACAUUGAAAAAAGUGACAAUCUUUCAUGAAUGCAGACCAGAAUUUCUACAUGAUAUCGUCUUGAAAAUGCGACCACUGGUGUUAACACCUGGAGAUUUAAUCUGUCGUAAAGGUGAAAUAGCUCGUGAUAUCUACAUUAUUGCAGAUGGGGUACUUGAAGUUCUAAAUGAAGACAAUGAAGUUCUUUCAACAAUGAGUGCUGGUGACUUUUUCGGAGAAAUUGGCGUGCUUAAUUUGGACGGUAUCAAUAGGCGAACUGCUGACGUGAGAGCUGUCGGCUACGCUGAAUUAUUUGUUCUUUCACGUGAAGAUAUAUUGAAGGCGCUGAAAGAUCAUCCUGAAGCUGAGAUUGUUAUAAGAAAGCAUGCAGCUCGACGGUUAUGUGAAUCACGUACUCGACGAGCAGGUAAUGCUCAAGGUGGUAAAUCUCCAUCAGGCGGCUCUACAAACACAUAUUCACCUACACUAUCUCCACUUUUAUACAAACAGGGCAAUUUAUUUUCAACAGGCAAUAGUACACGAAGUUCUACUAGUACACCAUUUGACCAGAAUACAAGUAAAGAGAUAUCGAGAUUAUCUAUAAACCCAACGAAUGGAGAUAGUGUGAAACAAAAUGAUAAAAAUUCAUCUAUCCGUAAAACUGCUACUAAUAACAAUUUAAAUUUAGCAGAAAAAUUACUAAAUACCUCGUGCAGCCAAAACCAUCAGAUGAUAUCAAUGGCAGAUGCCAUAGACCAAUUUACAGAAAGAUGGGAGAAUAUAUUGGGAUCAUUGGUUGAAAUUCAUCGUAAAGAAUUAUCCCUAUUAAAAGAACAAUUAUUACAAUAUGGUGGAAUCAAUCAAAAUUAAAGUUACGCGCUUUAUUUCUUUCUUUUUCUGUUUUUCCUUUUUCAAUAUAAUACAUAAUUAAUUGUACAGUAUGCAUAAUUAUUUCUAUUCAAUGUUUCAACAUAUUUUUUCCUCUCUCGAAAAUGACAAUGUAGAUCAACAGAGAAGAAAUGGCG
Molecule: messenger RNA, 1163 nt
Organism: Trichobilharzia szidati
Lineage: Eukaryota; Metazoa; Platyhelminthes; Trematoda; Strigeidida; Schistosomatidae
Source: the annotation of a GenBank genome assembly